AAAGGCAGGGCACAACUGUGGAAACUGUGCUGGGAGUUCCUGGUCUGAUCCAAGGUGCCUGGUCUGAUCGGGGUCCCAGGUGUGGACGGCUCUCUGCGUGCCCAUCUCCUCUCCUGCCCAGGAUUCUGGUGGGCAGUGAGGCAGCCAUGGGGUUACUGACUGGGGAGGCGCUGGUGCCCCUGGCUGUGGCCGUGGCCAUCUUCCUGCUCCUGGUGGACCUGAUGCACAGGCGCGUACACUGGGCCCCACGCUACCCACCAGGCCCCCUACCACUGCCCGGACUGGGCAACUUCCUGCAGCUGGACUUCAAUGACAUGCCAUACAGCUUCAGCAAGUUACGGGGCCGCUUCGGGAAUGUGUUCAGCGUGCAGCUGGCCUGGACGCCUGUGGUCGUGUUCAACGGGCUGACAGCUGUGCGGGAGGCGCUGGUACACUGUGGUGAGGACACCUCAGACCGCCCUCCUGUGCCCAUUAACGAGAAGGUGGGCUACGGGGCUCAGGCACAAGGUGUGGUCCUUGCGCGCUACGGGCCCGCGUGGCGCGAGCAGCGGCGCUUCUCGGUGUCCACCAUGCGGGACUUCGGCCUGGGCAGGAAGUCGCUGGAGCAGUGGGUGACCGAGGAGGCCGCCUGCCUCUGUGCCGCCUUCGCCGACCAUGCUGGACGCCCUUUCAGUCCAAACCUUCUCCUGAGCCAAGCGGUGUGCAACGUGAUCGCCUCCCUCACCCACGGGCGCCGCUUCGAGUACACAGACCCGACGUUCCACAAGCUCCUGGGGCUGGUGGAGGCCACACUUAAGCAGUCGGUCUUCCUCCAACAGGUAGUGAAUGAAUUCCCGGUGCUCCUGCACAUCCCGGGGCUGGUCCUGAAGGUCCUUCCGGCACAGAAGGCCCUCAUGGACCUGCUGGAUGAGCUGCUCACCGAGCACAGGCAGGGCUGGGACCCUGCCCAACCCCCCCGUGACCUGACCGAUGCCUUCCUGGGCGAAGUGGAGAAGGCCAAGGGGAACCCCGAGAGCAGUUUCAAUGAUGCCAACCUGCGCCUGGUGGUGGCCGACCUGUUCACCGCAGGGAUGGUGACCACCUCGAUCACGCUGUCCUGGGCCCUCCUGCUCAUGAUCCUGCACCCGGACGUGCAGCGUCGUGUCCACAGGGAGAUCGACGAGGUGAUAGGGCAGGGGCGCAGGCCUGAGAUGGCAGACCAGGGGCGCAUGCCCUUCACCACAGCCGUCAUCCACGAGGUGCAGCGCUUCGGGGACAUCAUCCCCCUGGGCGUGCCACACAUGACCUCUCGCGACACUGAGAUCCAGGGCUUCCUCAUCCCCAAGGGUACAACACUCAUGGUCAACCUGUCAUCGGUGCUGAAGGAUGAGACUGCUUGGGAGAAGCCCUUCCGCUUCCACCCGGAACACUUCCUGGAUGCCCAGGGCCGCUUCGUGAAGCCAGAAGCCUUUCUACCUUUCUCAGCAGGCCGCCGUGCAUGCCUCGGGGAGCCCCUGGCCCGCAUGGAGCUCUUCCUUUUCUUCACCUGCCUCCUGCAGCACUUCAGCUUCUCGGUGCCCGCCGGGCAGCCCCAGCCCAGUGACCAUGGGGUCUUUAACUUCUUGGUGACCCCAUCCCCCUACCAGCUCUGUGCCUUGCCCCGCUAGGGAGGUUCACCAGGACCCCAACCCCCAACCCACCCAGAGACCCUGAGCUACAAUAAACCAAUCUGGCAGCUCCCACCUCACUCUUCCUCCAGGUCCAGGUUGGGCUGAGGCCUCAGCUGCCUGCCUGGGGCCAGCCCCUGCCCCCUGCCCAAGUAUUUUUCAUUUCCCUUUCCAAAUGGCUCCAUUUGACAGAUGGAUAUACUGAGGCUCAAAGGGUGUCUGGUUUGCUUUCUCUUCCUCCCCACAUCACCCUUUGAGUCUGACUCUUGGCUGCCUGGUUUGAUAACAAGGAUGAUACAGUAGAGGUCUCAGUUCCUGGAAUGUCAGGCUGGGUAGAGAUAGGAAUGGACUACUGAGAAGACAGGCACAGUUGCUGGCUGGGGCUGGGGAGGGGCUGCACCAGUGGUCCGCAAGAACAUAUGAGACUGGGCAAUUUGCUAGAAGGACCUACAAAACCAGUAAAGCUCCUAUACUCAUAUCUCAUAGCUAGUGUGCUAUCAUGGCACACUGGAGCCAUUUUGUCCUCAGGGCCUGAGUGAGUUAGCACACGUGCUUUGCACCCAGAAUCAUUGGGUUCCUCAUACUACAGUGGAUGAGUGCUAGUUGCACCUGGAUGUGAUUUCGUUGGUGUGUGCCACAGGGCGUCCCAUGGCCAUGGAGACUCAGGGUGGGUCUGUGCCCCAGGGGAGUUCAGACCACCUCCCUGCUCUUGUCCCAUAAGAAAGCCAGUCCUGUUUACUAGCUUUCCAUCCUCCCAACAGCUUCUCUCAAUUUGUGCACAGGGCACUGUGGCAUGCUGGGUGUGCCACUCUUAUGGCCUGUACCAAGCAACCAAGUCCCUUUGUAAGCAGACACCAGGGUUUAUAGUCACCCAGUGAUUGGCCUGCUGUGACCCAAAGGUCCUCACAGAUUCCUGCCAAAUGAUACCCUCUGUAGUGUCUGUAACCUGAAUGAUGACAGUCAAAAAAUAUGAGCACAUUUGUGGAGUUCCAAAAAAACUUCAACAGUUGGUCCACUUAGCAUCAUUUUGUGUGACCAGGAUGAUGCCAUGCAGGUCUGCAGUCUUCCUUCCAACCUUGUCAGGGUCCAAAAGAAGGAGCGAGCUUGGUGAACAUGACUUCAUCUUUUUGGGCAUCCUGCAGAAUUAUGCCAAGAGUCAGCAUUAUUCUCCUCCUCUGCAUCUCCCUCAAGACACCAAUGUAACACUGUACUUCCCUCAUCACCUGACCCAUUUAUUUCUUUCCUUCCCCCUUGGCUACUAUCAUACUUCUCUCCAUUUGACACUGAUUUUUACCUAUAUGUGUCCACCUUGGGAAGGAGCAUUGGAUUGCCCACUGUGCUGGUCCAGGUUGGUGGCAGUGAGGCCCUGAGCCUUCCCUCGGUCCCCUCCCUGCAUGUUGAAUAGGGUCACUUAGACACAAACCAGCAGGCCAUCCUCUGCAAGGCAGGACAGCAGCUCUCACUGUAACCCCAACCUUUCCAGAUAGGGCCAAGGCACAGUCUGCCCCAACAGGCCAUUAAGGGUUCCUCCUGAAGGCACAAUGUUGCAGCUCACAGCUUCUUGCUUAGGGACUGCUACACCUGUAGGAAAAAAGGAUGUUGAAGUCAUGUGAGAAGAAUUGGAUACCAGGCCAUACCAGCACCUGACACCUUCCUCCCUGGAUCAUCCAAAAAAGUGGAGGAAUUUAUCAAGACACUGUCCUGUGGUCCCCUCAAAUGUGAGCACACUUUCAUGAAUGCAUGUUAGCCAGUCCUUCAUGCUUUUAGUGCUCCCUGUUUUAGGUAACAAAUAUCUUAGUUGUCUGUUUCACUCCUCUUUCAAACCACUUCCACCCUGAGGAUGAAAUGGAACCUGCAGCAUCCAUCUGAGGAGGUAGCUCUUGCCCACUGAUGAACACUAUGGGCUGAAAAGUGUGUGUUAGACAAAACUCCCCACCCCCAAUAUAACUGCUCUGAUGUCAACUCCUUAUCUUUCCCUGAACACAUCAAUCCCCUGACAUCAACUCCUUAUCUUACAUGCCCUGAGCAAGCCAAUCCCCUGAUGUCAACUCCUUACUUCUCUAUGUUAACCAACCCCCCUCCCAAAAGCUAUAAAAUUGUAUUCCCCUCUUUGCUUGGGAAUGUCGCACUUUUUUGGCUUUAGCCCACCUGUGCAUAAAUAAAACUUCCUCCAAUCAA
Messenger RNA from Choloepus didactylus (southern two-toed sloth), 3824 nucleotides. RefSeq names its product cytochrome P450 2D17-like. Gene Ontology annotation, molecular function: oxidoreductase activity, acting on paired donors, with incorporation or reduction of molecular oxygen, reduced flavin or flavoprotein as one donor, and incorporation of one atom of oxygen; iron ion binding; heme binding. Gene Ontology annotation, cellular component: cytoplasm; intracellular membrane-bounded organelle. NCBI's taxonomy places the organism in Eukaryota, Metazoa, Chordata, Mammalia, Pilosa, Megalonychidae. The record is from RefSeq and is a predicted model, not a curated record. Gene Ontology annotation, biological process: arachidonate metabolic process; xenobiotic metabolic process. Bases 147 to 1646 code for a protein of 499 amino acids. The transcript has 9 exons.